Messenger RNA from Anolis sagrei ordinatus, 1146 nucleotides. Its product is annotated as urotensin-2 receptor-like. Gene Ontology annotation, cellular component: plasma membrane. Gene Ontology annotation, biological process: neuropeptide signaling pathway; regulation of blood pressure; blood vessel diameter maintenance. Gene Ontology annotation, molecular function: urotensin II receptor activity. The record is from RefSeq and is a predicted model, not a curated record. Lineage: Eukaryota; Metazoa; Chordata; Lepidosauria; Squamata; Anolidae.
CUGGCUGAGCCACCAAGAGUGUCCUAAACAAAAUGUGCAUUUGUCAUCGUUUUUCCUAGAUCCAAAGUGCGCCUUGGGUAUACCGCGAUGGCAGAGAUCAGAGAGGAAGCCUCUUGGGGCAAUUUCUCAGAGGAGGAUGAGCUUAGAGAGGAAAGUCCUAUCGCUGAGGUCUUGGGUGCGAUCCUUCUCCUCAUGUUUCUUCUUGGUAUGGCAGGAAAUAUCUACACACUUGUGGUAGCCUUUGGGAGCACAUCUGUCCGCUCAACAGGUUCUUUGUGUGUGUAUGUAAUCAACCUGGCAUUUGCUGACAUACUCUACCUUUCCACCAUCCCUUUUGUGGUCUACACCUAUUUUGCCCAGGACUGGUUUUUUGGGGACAUGGGCUGUCGGAUUUUGCUUAGUCUUGACCUGCUUACAAUGCAUGCGAGCAUCUUCACAUUGACCAUCAUGAGCGUGGAGCGUUAUUGGGCAGUGACUAGGCCACUGAGGGUCAGGUGGGCCCGAAAUAGCUACCGCAAACUUGCUAUUGUGGUAGUUUGGCUUAUCUCCAUGUUGCUUACAGUUCCUAUGAUGAUCAUGAUCCAGGAAAGGGAAGGAAGAAACCACAAGCGGAUUUGUUCCCCCACAUGGACACCUGAUGCUUACCGGGUUUAUCUCACGAUUCUCUUCAGUACCAGCAUCCUUGGUCCUGGCUUGGUCCUGGCUGUGGUUUACUCCCAUCUUGCUUGGACCUAUUGGACCUCAAUGAAAAUCAUGCAGCCAACGGUAAUGGGCAGAGUCUUGAGACAGAAGUUGUUCUCCAGGAUCUUCAGCAUCAUUGUUGCGUACUGGGCUUGCUUUGUGCCAUUCUGGGCAUGGCAACUAGUCAAACUCUAUGGUUACGAUGAGCUGGAGAUUGGGCCAACUGCUCAGGCAUAUCUCAACUUUGGCGUUACUUGCUUGACCUAUGGCAAUAGCUGCAUCAACCCAUUUUUUUACACUCUUCUCACCAGGAAUUACCAGCAAUACAUGGCAGAGCAAGGUGGGGAGAGAAAAGGUGGGGGCUAUAUGCUCUUUAGGAAGAGAAUAUGUGAAAACCCUCAAGCAGAAUGUAUAUCUGUGGCACAAGGAGGAGUGGUUGAAUAAAGAUGACUAAGGUUACCCACU